This is a messenger RNA of Magnolia sinica, 482 nucleotides long. RefSeq lists its product as uncharacterized. NCBI's taxonomy places the organism in Eukaryota, Viridiplantae, Streptophyta, Magnoliopsida, Magnoliales, Magnoliaceae. Bases 84 to 428 code for a protein of 114 amino acids. The record is from RefSeq and is a predicted model, not a curated record. The transcript is spliced from 4 exons.
UCUCUCUCUCUCCAUUGCAGCAGCCAUGAAGCUCCUACCCGAAGAAACACACGUCGUGAAGCUCCUCUCCAUAGGUUAAAGUUAUGAAGGAGAGUACAGUGCCUAGAGCAGUAUAUGUACCCACCGCCACUGUCCGGAUGGCACUUGCAAGCACAGAGCAGCAAUCGCUUGCGCCAGCAGCCCUGCCUUCAACACUCGAGACCCCAACUCCUAGUGAUAGAAAUGCCCCUGAAAGCAGCAAUAUUCACGAGGAAGGGAUGCAAUGGACUUUUUCAAAUAAGGACUCAAAGAUGGAGCAAGCACGAGAGAUUGUUGGGAAGCUAAAGGAGAGGUUUCCUAGAACUGCCCAGAUGUGGAAGAUGGUUGGCCUCAAAAGGGAAGACGAUUUAGUUUGUUUGGUUGAGGUACCUCUGUUGCUCAUACUCUGAUGAAGUCCACAGUGGCUGCGUCUAGCAAACAGAGAAUUCGAUGGACUAAGGAAC